CGAGCAGGCUGCGCACCAUCCAGGCCAGAGCCAGCGCCGCAGACUCGGGCGCCUCGGGCCGGGGAGCGCAGAAGAGCCAUGGCCACUACCAACGGGGCCGUGGAGAACGGGCAGCCGGACAGGAAGCCGCCUGCCCUGCCGCGCCCGGUCCGCAACCUGGAGGUCAAGUUCACCCAGAUAUUCAUCAACAAUGAAUGGCACGAAUCCAAGAGUGGAAAAAAGUUUGCCACGUAUAAUCCUUCAACUCUAGAAAAAAUAUGUGAAGUAGAAGAAGGAGAUAAGCCCGACGUGGACAAGGCAGUGGAGGCCGCACACGCCGCCUUCCAGAGGGGCUCACCCUGGCGCCGUCUGGAUGCCCUGGGCCGGGGCUGGCUGCUGCAUCAGUUGGCUGACCUCGUGGAGAGGGACCGGGCCGUUCUGGCUACCCUGGAAACGAUGGACACAGGGAAGCCGUUCCUUCAUGCCUUUUUCAUCGAUCUGGAGGGCUGUAUUAAAACCCUCAGAUACUUUGCAGGGUGGGCUGACAAAAUACAGGGCAGGACCAUCCCCACAGAUGACAACGUGGUAUGCUUCACCAGGCAUGAGCCCAUAGGUGUGUGUGGGGCCAUCACUCCUUGGAACUUCCCUCUGCUGAUGCUGGUGUGGAAAUUGGCACCCGCCAUCUGCUGUGGGAACACCAUCGUUGUGAAGCCGGCGGAGCAGACACCCCUCACUGCCCUUUAUCUGGGCUCCCUGAUCAAAGAGGUCGGAUUCCCUCCAGGAGUGGUCAACAUCGUGCCGGGAUUUGGGCCCACAGUGGGAGCAGCGAUUUCCUCUCACCCUCAGAUCAGCAAGAUCGCCUUCACGGGGUCCACAGAGGUUGGAAAGUUGGUUAAAGAAGCCGCCUCUCGGAGCAAUCUGAAGAGGGUGACCCUGGAGCUUGGGGGGAAGAACCCCUGUAUCGUGUGCGCAGAUGCUGACCUGGACUUGGCAGUGGAGUGCGCCCAUCAGGGAGUUUUCUUCAACCAAGGUCAGUGCUGCACAGCCGCCUCCAGGGUGUUCGUGGAGGAGCAGAUCUACGCGGAGUUUGUGAGGCGGAGCGUGGAGCACGCCAAGAAGCGUCCGGUGGGAGACCCCUUCGACGUCAGAACGGAGCAGGGGCCGCAGAUAGACCAAAAGCAGUUUGACAAAAUCCUCGAUCUGAUCGAGAGUGGGAAGAAGGAGGGAGCCAAGCUGGAAUGUGGGGGCUCAGCCAUGGAAGACAGGGGGCUCUUCAUCAAACCCACCGUCUUCUCAGAAGUUACGGACACCAUGCGCAUUGCCAAAGAGGAGAUUUUUGGACCGGUGCAGCCAAUCCUGAAGUUCAAAAAUAUCGAAGAAGUGAUAAAAAGGGCCAACAGCCUUGAAUACGGACUCACGGCAGCUGUGUUCACAAAAAACCUCGACAAAGCACUGAAGCUGGCUUCCGCCUUGGAGUCUGGAACCGUCUGGAUCAACUGCUAUAACGCUAUCUACGCACAGGCUCCAUUUGGUGGCUUUAAAAUGUCAGGAAAUGGCAGAGAACUUGGUGAGUACGCACUGGCUGAGUACACAGAGGUGAAAACUGUCACCAUCAAACUCGAUGACAAGAGCCCCUGAAGGAAAGGCGGGCUUCUUCCUCAAACAUCUGACAGCUGAAUGUGGCAGAUCGAACUUUGCCGAAGAAAAAACCGCAUUUGCCGCCUUCCCUGGGUUCCUUGGCGCUGGAGACUUUAAAUCUACUGGAUCUGAAUGAGUUCCACUUUCCUCUCACACUCCUGUUUUAGUGACUCAUCCGUUGUACAUGUGGGCUUGCAGUCCCGCCUGGGGAUGGAGCUCGGGGCCCUUUCGGUUUCUCCCUUUCAACCAGGUCCCCCUGGGGACAGUGAAGGGGCUCAGGGCGUGGCCAACGGGAAGUGGUAUUUGAAGUCUCCAGAGGUCCCUUAAAAAUGUUUGGCCGAUUCUGACUCCGGUAAGAAUUUGGAAAAACGCCCGGCUUGCUCUGCAAACAGGGCCCUGCACCUGCGGCUUCUCGGGGUUACCUGCCCAUGACCCAAGCCCCUCCUACCAGUUAGCGGAAAAGAAACAGAACGAAGUUAAAAACAUAGGAACAGGAUUGUGAGGAUCCAAUGGGGGGCGCUUUGGGGAAGCAGGUGCCAUGGAAAGGUACUGAAGGUCUUGGGUGUGAAAGGGCGUGGGUUCUUCAAGGACAGCCUCUUGACAUUGACCAUGGGACUCCGCUUAAAACGAAAACUCCUUUUGGAAUAUGACCGAAUCAGUGCGUAACAUGUUUAUCUAAAACUAUGUCACGGGCGACCUUAACCAAGGCACUUUCUUAGGCAGAAAACAUCGCUAGUGUCACCUUUGCUGCUGGUGACCCAGUGAUGACAGCUUAGCAACUGCGUUUUACAAACCAGAGCCAUAAUUCCCUUUUACAAAUUCUGAAUUUCUGCUAUUUGCAUUAACGGGUUAUGAUCCGCCUGUGUAGCUCUCUAUGUCUCCAGCUUGGUGAUGUAUGUUAGAUUAGCAAAGCAUAUACAACUGGAAAGGCUGUUGCUUUAAUACCACUUGGUUUUUUAAAGUCCUAUUUUGAUAUUAAUGAUUAAUUAACAAAUAACACCGGGACUCCGUGGAAGAACUGGGUCCCUCAGUACUCAAGUGGCCUGAGGACUGCACUAAUAUGUUGUGAAUGUUUCUUUUCCUCUUUAUAUCUGCAAAUGCUGUGCAAUCCCAAAUUUUAAAGUGUUCCCCGAUUGCUUCUAAAACAACAAAACCAAAUGGAAUUGCGCUGUUUGGAUACUUCCACUGUUACUAAUUAGUUACUUUUCUGAGGGUGCUUCUAUUUUGGAAUUAGAUUAUGUUUGAGAAUUAAAUUGGGGGGGAGGGCAGUAAGAUGACAAACGUCAAAACCAGUGUGAUGGAUGAAAGAAAGUCCUGUAUGGAAUGGGGUUGUCGUUCUUGUCAGAAAUAGGCAAUAUGCAAUUCACCUUCUCUGCAUCAGUUAACACUUAUCACUUAAACUGUCAGCAACUCGCUAGGUCAGGGGUUGACUUCGUACACUGAAUUUUCAGGAUUUUAUCUCAAGCAACUAUAGACACUAAUCUUGUUAGUAAUACAUUAGAGGGUUCUUAUUCUCUCAUUGUACAAUAAUGCCUUUAUUAUGAAAUGCUACAUUAUUUAUAAUUGGUAUAGUUAAUGUAUCUUUUUAUAGUUGUAAGUAAACAGAGGUGGUAUAUUCAACCUUCUGUAAUAUACUGUAUUUAGAAAUGGAAAUCUAUAUAGUAAUAGAUUUCACUUCUUUUAAGGUUUACUCCUGUGGUAUGGUUUCAGAAAAAUCUAUUGGCCUGGGAAUUCUGACCCCCAACUACCGAUUGUGUCUGACAAUGCAACAAUGAUAAAAUAAAAUCGGAUAUUUGACAAA
Molecule: messenger RNA, 3418 nt
Organism: Neogale vison (American mink)
Lineage: Eukaryota; Metazoa; Chordata; Mammalia; Carnivora; Mustelidae
Gene: ALDH1A3
Product: aldehyde dehydrogenase 1 family member A3
Exons: 13
Coding region: 79-1617 (512 amino acids)
Molecular function (GO): aldehyde dehydrogenase (NAD+) activity
Source: RefSeq, a predicted model, not a curated record